AUGAAGUUCAGAGAUGGAAUGUGGUUGCCGGCGGAGGGGAAACGACUGGAAUACGCUGAAGAGGUAUAUGCUAUUACGGAACGUGAGGAUGGCAAAGCAUUGAGUCUGCUAUGCCCAACUAGAAAGAUAUUUGCAAGGUCAGAUUCAUUGAAUUUGAGUACCUUGACAAUUGAUGUGGAAGCUCCAUUUGAUGGAGUGAUAUCCGUCGAGACUACACACUUUUUGGGUGCUCUCAAUCCAGGACCUCAUUUCGAUCUAUUUCCAGAAGGAAAGCCAGAGGGUAGUCAAGUCGAAAUUGCCAAAACAGAAAAGUCAACCACUCUCAAAUCUGGAUCAUUAUCGGCGACCGUGAAAACUGGCAAUCAUGACUUCGAGAUCCGAUUUCAUGCUACAGAUGGCUCGAAAGAACUUACAUCCUUACUCAAUCGAAGUGUUGGCUUAGCAUAUAGUCCGGCGACUAGCAACCCGAUGCAGAUCGCAGAUAUGAGGGACUUUGAACAUUAUAUUUUCACCCAAUCGACCCUGUCAGUGGGAGAAUCCGUGUAUGGUCUAGGAGAGAGAUUUGGAGCAUUCAAUAGGGUUGGCCAGUCUAUUGAGCUUUGGAAUGCAGACGGAGGAACUUCGAGCGAUCAAGCUUACAAAAAUGUACCAUUUUGGAUGAGUUCUCGGGGAUAUGGUGUGUUCAUCGAUACACCUGAUAAGGUGGACCUUGAAAUUGGAAGCGAGAGAUGCUGCAGAGUUCAGACCAGUGUAGAAGGCCAGAGACUAAAGUGGUACAUUAUUUAUGGACCAACACCAAAAGAGGUUUUGACAAAGUAUUCAAUCUUGACCGGAAAGCCAGGGAAGGUACCAAGUUGGAGUUUCGGACUUUGGUUGAGCACUAGUUUUACCACAAAUUACGACGAAAAGACUGUGAAUUCAUUCCUCGAAGGGAUGAGUGCACGAGAUAUUCCAGUGGAAGUAUUCCACUUUGAUUGUUUUUGGAUGAAGGCAUUUCAUUGGUGUGAUUUUGAGUUUGAUUCUGAGAUGUUUCCAGACCCAAAAGCUCAAAUUUCUCGACUUAAAGAAUCUGGACUUGUCAAGAAGGUUUGCGUUUGGGUAAACCCAUAUCUCGGCCAAGCAUCUCCCGUCUUCAAAUACGCGGCAAGUAAAGGUUACUUACUCAAACGUAAGAACGGUGAUGUGUUCCAGUGGGACCUCUGGCAGACGGGAAUGGGAAUCAUCGAUUUCACCAAUCCCGAGGCUACAGAGUGGUACGUAGGCUGCUUAAAGGGCCUAUUUGAUAAGGGGGUGGAUUCAAUCAAGACAGAUUUCGGAGAACGCAUCCCAUCCAAGGAUGUCCAAUGGUUUGAUUCAUCUCUCGAUCCAAGAAAGAUGCAUAAUUACUAUGCGUUCCUAUACAACAAAAUUGUCUAUGAGGCAUUACAAGACCGAUAUGGAAAGGAUGAAGCCGUUCUCUUCGCACGUACUGCUACUGCUGGGACUCAGCGUUUCCCAUUGCAAUGGGGCGGUGAUUGCGAAUCAACUCCUGAAGCUAUGGCUGAAUCAGUUCGAGGAGGCUUGUCGCUAGGACUUUCUGGUUUUGCCUUCUGGUCAGUCGACAUUGGUGGCUUUGAGGGCUAUCCUCCUCCUUGGAUAUACAAACGCUGGGUUGCUUUUGGCCUUCUUUGUUCCCAUAGUAGACUUCAUGGUAGCAAUUCUUUCCGUGUACCAUGGACAGUGGACGAGGACGACAAAACGGAUCAAGGGUGCUCCAAGGUUCUGUCAAAGUGGACGACAUUAAAAGCAAGACUCAUGCCGUAUAUUUUCUCGCAAGCUCAAGAAGCUGUCGAGCUGGGUGUACCCCUUUCACUUCGAGCUAUGUGCUUGGAAUUCCCAGAUGACCCAACCUCAUGGUAUCUCGACCGACAAUUUAUGUUUGGAGAUAGUUUACUCGUAGCCCCAAUCUUUGAAGAAUCCGGGGAUGUUGAGUUUUAUUUACCAAAGGGUAAAUGGACGAACUUUUUCACCAACGAAGUGAAGAGUGGACCUGGGUGGUUCAAAGAAAACCACGCGUUCGACACCCUUCCUUUAUACGUCCGGGAAAAUACAGUACUUGUGCUAGGAAAAUCAGAGCAAACUAAGACUGUGUAUGAUUAUGCCCAAGAUGUUGAAGUUCGUCUAUACAACACUACCAAGGGGGCUAAGGCCAGGCUAGUAAAUUCUGAGGGAACCGACAUUGGUACUCUUGAGGUUGACGAUGAUGGGAAACUGAAAGAUCAGAAGUUUUUGACGGGAUCAUGGGAGGUGACAAAGAUCUAG
Molecule: messenger RNA, 2301 nt
Organism: Botrytis byssoidea
Lineage: Eukaryota; Fungi; Ascomycota; Leotiomycetes; Helotiales; Sclerotiniaceae
Exons: 5
Coding region: 1-2301 (766 amino acids)
Biological process (GO): carbohydrate metabolic process
Molecular function (GO): carbohydrate binding; hydrolase activity, hydrolyzing O-glycosyl compounds
Source: RefSeq, a predicted model, not a curated record